Dentiscutata erythropus is the source of this 929-nucleotide messenger RNA. NCBI's taxonomy places the organism in Eukaryota, Fungi, Glomeromycota, Glomeromycetes, Diversisporales, Gigasporaceae. The record is from the annotation of a GenBank genome assembly.
CUCAACCAAUUUGUAACCUAUCCCUACCAGUAACACCACUCGCACCAAUUUUAGGCUCUUUUGGCGCUAUGAUGAGGUUUUUUCAAUGUUUGAGACGUUAUUAUGAUACUAAUGCAAUAAUACAUCUCGGAAAUGCGGGCAAAUACGCUUCUAUGGCAAUUUCUGUAAUGAUGAUCUUUUAUUGGAGAUAUACAGUUGCUUAUUACGCAGAUGAUUAUAAUAAGGUCCUUAUGUCUAAAAUUAUUUAUAUAAUUAUUCAAGUUGUUUCUGCAGUUUAUGCAAAUUUUUGGGACAUAACUCAAGAUUGGGCAUUAUUAAAACUCGAUAGUUCUAAUUUUUUGUUAAGAGAUGAAUUAGGUUACAAACAUAAAUGGAUUUACUAUUUUGGAAUGUGUAACAACACAUUUUUUAGAUUUACUUGGAUUUUUUACUUUGUAUCUGAUAGUUUUUUGGUUCGUUUUCUUAUUGCCUUUGGAGAAAUGCUUAGACGUUGGCAAUGGGAUAUCUUCCGUAUUGAAAAUGAACAUGUAACGAAUUGCCGAGCAGGUCGUGCAAUCAAAGAAUUAGAGUUACCAACAAUUUUCGAUCCAAGCUUAGCAAGUCCAACUAGCACUGUAAAAAUUAAAAAAAGUUCAUUAUUACCAAAAGUAAAUAGAAAACAAACAUGGAGAGAUUUUGAACCAAAAUUAGAUAAAGAUGAAGCUGAUUACGUUCAAGAAGAUGAUGAUGAUUAUGAAGAAGAUGAUGUCAAUGAUAAUUUUGAUGAGAACGAUAAUGAAGAAAAAGGGAACCUAGAUAGUGUUAUAAAAGACAAUUUAGAUUAUGAAAAAAAACAAGAAGAAGGGGGAAAGGAUGAUAAGAAUGAUAAUAUAGAAUCCCGUAAAAAAUUAAAAAUAAUAACUGAACACAUUGAAAUUUCUAUUAAUUGA